AUGGCGUAGAUGGAGAACAGUUUAACGGUAUAGAGCAGGUGGGGUUUUUGUUCUCGUCGUGUAACGGGACACAGGACGCGGGGGAGAGCCGCAUAUCGCGUGCUUGCGUGCGUCAGAGAGGACGUGGUAGGACAGCUGGAGCGCGCGCGCCCGCCCGACCGAAGAGCAAUAACAGCAUUUUCAGCGACAUCACUCGAUUUACGCCAUGCAAAUAACACGAGAAAAUGAAACGGGACUGGUACGACAGAGAGUGUAAGACAUUUGUCGUGUAUCUGAUCUCCUAAUGCUUCCUAUAAUUUAUGAUUAACAAGAUUUGGGACGUUGCAACACAGUCGCCAGAUCUCAGGGAAUAACCGAGUCUUAACCGCCACAUACCCCGAUAAACCUGAGCAGCAUGCCAGAGCAGAGUAAUGAUUACCGGGUGGUGGUCUUUGGAGCAGGGGGCGUGGGCAAGAGCUCCCUGGUUCUGCGCUUCGUUAAGGGCACCUUCAGGGACACCUACAUCCCGACAGUGGAGGAUACAUACCGACAGGUCAUCAGCUGCGACAAGAGCGUAUGCACACUGGAGAUCACCGACACCACUGGCAGCCACCAGUUCCCUGCUAUGCAGCGUCUGUCCAUCUCUAAGGGCCACGCCUUCAUCCUGGUCUACUCCAUCACCAGCAGGCAGUCGCUGGAGGAGCUGAAGCCCAUCUACCAGCAAGUGCUGGCCAUCAAAGGUAAUGUGGAGAACAUCCCAAUCAUGCUUGUGGGUAACAAGAGCGACGAGACCCAGCGUGAGGUGGAGACCAAGGAGGGCGAAGCUCAGGCAAACAUCUGGAAAUGUGCGUUCAUGGAAACAUCAGCCAAGACCAACUCCAACGUGAAGGAGCUUUUUCAGGAGCUCCUAAACCUGGAUAAGAAGCGGGAUAUGAGUCUGAACAUGCGCUCCAGCAAGCAGAGACGUGCAGACAAGCUGAAGGCGAAGUGCAGUGUGAUGUAGGAAGCUGGAUCCAUGGUCGCACCACUCAACGCGUAACUGACUUCUUGAUAAUGUACAUAAGUCCCUCACCUUAAAGGAACAGUAUGCCCAAAAAAUAAAACUUCUGUCAUGAUUUACUUAUCAUCCUGCCGUUUAUGACCCAUAUGACACAAAAGGAGAUUUUUUUUAAGGAAUUGUACUGACCAAACUUGUCCAUGCAAACAAAAAAUCUCAUUGAAAUUGUCAGUUUGACUUGUGAGGUGUAUUCCAAGUGUUAUAAGGGAAGUCAUUAGAGAUCAUAUUAACUGACCAUAAUCAUAACCGUAAGUCGAACUCAUGAAUGAAACAUUUGGACUGAUUUUGUGGAUCAACUGAUUCUUCAAAAAGAUUCAAGCAAACAAUUUGUUUAUAAAUUAGAUUUCAUUACAUAUUGCAUUAACAUGCCAAAUUGACCCAGGGUGAAUGUAAAACGUUUCAGUAUAUAAUAAUGUAAAUUUCAGCUAUUUUUCCACACAAAUCUAUUGAAUGGCUUUAUAAGACUUGGAAUUCAGCGCACUAGUCAUAUGGACCACAUUUAUAAAGCUUUUAUGGUUCUUUUGCACCUUUAUGAUUCUUAUAUUUCCUUUUUUUGUGUUCAAUGGAAGAAAGCCAUGCAUGUUUGGAACAACACGAAGGGUGAGUAAAAGAUGACAGAACUUUCAUUUUUGGGUGAACUCUCCCUUUAACUAUCGAUUCCUCUCAGUCUUAAUCAGGUAAUCUUUAGUGUGCAUCUAAACCUUCAAUUGUCUCCCUUCCCCUGUAUGAUCUGGCUCCUGUAGUGACUUUGUGUACAGGACUAUAAGAGUUGACACAUGAAGCAGGGAGGACGUCCCACUAUUCUCACACAUGCUCUCUCUACUGCUUUCUGUGGACUUUUUAUUGAAUUCAAGACAGACCAAAUCAUCAAUAUGGCCAUUUUUAUGUCUGGCUGUGGUUUUAAUGGUACGGUGUCAAAAUGCAGACAUAAAUGUCUUGAACUGGUUAUGCAUUGUAUGGGAUUCUCAUCCAAAGAAAGAAAAGGCCUGGACACAGCUAAAGAGGCGACACUAUCCGCUCUUCCAAAUUACAUAGCAGCACAAAAGCCUUUUACAAAUCGGGAAAACAAUUCGGGACGAAGGACAUUCAUAGUUAACCGGCUUGCCAGUGAUGUAACCUGGUAUAACAGAGUAAAGUGCAUAAUGCAUGUCUGAUAUAAACUACCUUCAUAUUAAAUGUGAUUGAAAUCUUUUCAUCGAGAACAGAGCUAUACCUUAUUGAAGCACAGUGAAUAAGUCUUAAAUGUGAUCAUUUCUAAAAGCUAUUUUUUUGUGAGGGGGGUGGGGGUUUGGGGGUGUCGAUCGGUGCUUUGUUUUACUCUGUUUUGUUUUUCAAGUGUUGAUGGCACUCGAAAACUUUAAUAUAUGCAUUUCAUCAUCUAACUGAAAACAUAUAUCCUGUAUGUGAAAUCUAUGUGUAUUAUCAGCACUAAUGAAAGCCCCUGUACAGCCCCUGUUUUUCUGUCAGUGUCUAUAUUUCCUCUGAUAAUUUAUUGCCAUUUGCUUUAGCAAUACAUAAUACUAUAAAAGCACUUUUAGAAUCUUGAGCACAUUCAAAACACAGAGCAUUAACCUUUACAAAAAUGUUCUUGUCAAACACUCUGCGUUUACAACUUUACUGCAGAUACAGUGUUUAUUCAAUAAAUAUUAUGUGAGGGACCAGAAAAAUAAAGAAGCACAAACAAAAGGGAAUUAAUUACUGCUUGUUUUCUUUUGUGGGUUUGAACAUCUACGUACAGUAUACAGUGGCCCCAAAAGUAUUUGGAUACUUUUGGACACUCAAGUCACAUGUAAAAAUGCCAUUGCAUGACAAUGCAAAUGCACUGAAUUUAUUUACAAAAUAUUAAACCAAGUGGCAUCUGGAAACACAUAACGCUAGAGCUCUUAGAACUAAUGGCACUUUUCUGAGCAGUUUGUGAACAAUUCUCAAGGUGAUUUUUACAGGAUGUAUGAAGUCAGUUCGUUAUAUAGAAAAGCAUUAAUUGAUUUAUCAUUUAAUUAAUCAAAAAUGAUUUUGACAUGUUUUGCUUGAAAAAGCAUGUUUGUGCCAUACUGUAUCUCUUUCCAGCAAAUGCUUUGAUAUUUCUACAUACUUUAAAACAAAAGACAUUCCUACAUUUUUAAGUCUCACUUAAAUGUCAAAAUACUUUCUGGGGCCACUGUAGAUGAGAUUGCAGGUACUCACCAUAAUUCAUUAAGGUGAAAAGUCUUUUUUAACAGAGAUGUGAACUUUAGGCCCUUAUUAUAUUACUGCAGUUGAUGAUGGAUAAUAAUGAUAGAUACUGAGGGGAAUGAGUGUACCUGAAGAUGCAGCAAGAGCAUCUGGUGGAACAUCUGCUCAGUCAGCCAUGAUGUAUCUCAGAAGAUUCAACAGAAAGAGAAGCAUGAAUUAAUUGAUAAAAUAAAAGCAUAUUUUUGUGUA
Messenger RNA from Megalobrama amblycephala (Wuchang bream), 3457 nucleotides. It is a transcript of the gene diras1a, whose product is annotated as DIRAS family, GTP-binding RAS-like 1a. Gene Ontology annotation, biological process: signal transduction. The record is from RefSeq and is a predicted model, not a curated record. Gene Ontology annotation, cellular component: plasma membrane. Gene Ontology annotation, molecular function: GTP binding; GDP binding; GTPase activity. Lineage: Eukaryota; Metazoa; Chordata; Actinopteri; Cypriniformes; Xenocyprididae.